Messenger RNA from Danio aesculapii, 3451 nucleotides. It is a transcript of the gene f7, whose product is annotated as coagulation factor VII. Gene Ontology annotation, molecular function: calcium ion binding; serine-type endopeptidase activity. The record is from RefSeq and is a predicted model, not a curated record. The transcript is spliced from 16 exons. Gene Ontology annotation, cellular component: extracellular region. Lineage: Eukaryota; Metazoa; Chordata; Actinopteri; Cypriniformes; Danionidae. Gene Ontology annotation, biological process: proteolysis. Bases 58 to 2652 code for a protein of 864 amino acids.
GGAGUUUGUGGACUUCAAUCCUGGAGUGAGACCCUGCUGGAGAUCGAGCCGAGCAGAAUGAAGCUGUUCUGGGGACAAACCCUGAACCAGAUCCUGAUCCUGACGCUGGUCUGCGGGUCAGUGUGUGCCGGACGGCCCUCAGUGUUCAUGAGUCGUGCGGAGGCGAACCGGCCGCUGCAUCUGCGCGUGCGCAGGGCGAACUCUUUCCUGGAGGAGCUGAAGCUGGGAGAUCUGGAGCGCGAGUGUCUGGAGGAGAUCUGCUCCUAUGAGGAGGCCAGAGAGAUCUUCACCGUCCCUGACCAGCUGGAGGACUUCUGGAAGAAAUACACAGAGGUGGAUCACUGUCAGUCGGAGCCGUGUCAGAACGGAGCCACGUGUGUGGACCAGAUCAACACAUACAUCUGCAUCUGUCCAGUCAACUUCGAAGGGCGACACUGUGACAAAGAACUCUCCUCGCCCUCUUCAUACGGAUGUCUGUACCGGAACGGCGGCUGCGAGCACUUCUGUGUGGAAACCAGCGAUUCCACUCACACCUGCGACUGUGCGCCCGGAUACACACUACACACAGACAACAGCAGCUGCGUGCCCACGGCUGAUUUCCCGUGUGGCCGGCCGGUGGCGAAGGGUGUGGGUCCGAGGAUAGUGAAGGGUGACGUGUGUCCUAAAGGCCAGUGUCCGUGGCAGGCUUUACUAGAGUAUGACGGACAGUAUAAAUGCGGCGGUGUGAUUCUGGACUCGCAGUGGGUCAUCACCGCCGCUCACUGCAUCUGGAAGAAGGAUCCAGCGCUCUUACAAGUCACAGUCGGUGAGCACAUCCGCGACAGAGAUGAAGGCACGGAGCAGAUGAGGAAGGUGUCUGAAGUCUUCCUCCACCCUCAGUAUAAUCACUCCAGCACAGACAGUGAUGUGGCUCUGCUGCGUUUGCAGCGGCCUGUGACUCUCGGACCCUUCGCCCUGCCCGUCUGCCUGCCUCCGCCCAACGGCACCUUCAGUCGCACCCUCGGCUCCGUCCGCAUGUCCACGGUGAGCGGCUGGGGCCGGCUGGCGCAGUCUGGGCCUCCGUCUACGGUGCUGCAGCGGCUGCAGGUGCCGCGGGUCUCCUCGGAGGACUGCAGGAGCCGAUCCGGCCUGACCGUCAGCAGGAACAUGCUGUGUGCCGGCUUUGCCGAGGGCGGGCGUGACUCCUGCCAGGGCGACAGUGGCGGCCCGCUGGUCACGCGCUACAGGAACACCUGGUUUCUGACCGGCAUCGUCAGCUGGGGGAAAGGCUGCGCUCGCGCCGACGUCUACGGCAUCUACACACGCGUGUCUGUGUUCGUGGAGUGGAUCCUGAAGACUGUGGCCAUAAAUAUGAGUCUGCUGUUGGUGUUUUCUGUGCUCUUGAGUCUCCAUUACUGCCAUUCAGCAGCAGUGUUCAUGAGCAGAGAUGAAGCUCACAGGGUGUUGAUCCGAGGCAAACGGGCGAACUCGGGCUGGUUUGAGGAGAUGAAGACGGGGAAUCUGGAGCGCGAGUGUCUGGAGGAGAAAUGCUCGUAUGAGGAGGCGCGCGAGGUGUUCGAGCACACGGAGGCCACGAAUGAGUUCUGGAAGAUCUACGAUGUUAAAGAUCACUGCGCAUCAGCUCCAUGUGAGAAUGAUGGGCUCUGCACCUCACAGAACGCAGACUCCUACAUGUGUCUGUGUGCGCCGGGCUUCAGCGGACGCCACUGUGAGCAAUCGAUUGGAGACGUUCCCGACUCCUGUCUGCAUGAUAACGGCGGCUGCGAACACUUCUGCGUGGAGCAGGACGGACGGAGAAACUGCUCCUGCGCAGACGGAUAUUACCUAGAUAACAGCGUGCAGAAGUGCCGGACUCACGAGGUGUUUCCAUGUGGGAAGGUUCCUCUCCUGCAGGCUGGAGGAGCAGCAGAUCAUCAGGUGGAUCUCAGAUCUCGUAUCGUUGGAGGAUCUGAAUGUCCUAAAGGUCACUGUCCAUGGCAGGUGCUGCUGAAGUACGGUGAGAAGGGUUUCUGUGGAGGUGUGAUCUACAAGCCCACCUGGAUCCUCACAGCCGCUCACUGCUUAGAAAAGCUCAAAGUCAAGUUCCUCAGGAUAGUGGCAGGUGAGCAUGAUCUGGAGGUGGACGAGGGCACGGAGCAGCUCAUCCAGGUGGAUCAGAUGUUCACACACCCUGCGUAUGUGUCUGAGACAGCGGACAGUGACAUCGCCCUGCUGCGUCUGCGCUCACCCAUCGUCUACAGUGUGUAUGCGGUGCCGGUGUGUCUGCCGCUGCGGGAGAUGGCGGAGCGAGAGCUGUGGGCGGUCAGCAAACACACGGUGAGCGGCUGGGGCAAACGCAGCGAGGACGGGCCCACCUCUCGCCUGCUGCGCCGCCUGCUGGUGCCGCGCAUCCGCACGCAGGAGUGUGUGCAGGUCAGCAACCUCACGCUCACCAGCAACAUGUUCUGCGCCGGAUACAUCGAGGGCCGGCAGGACUCCUGUAAGGGCGACAGCGGUGGCCCGCUGGUGACCCGGUAUCGAGACACCACCUUCCUGCUAGGCAUCGUGAGCUGGGGGAAAGGCUGCGCUCGCCCAGGCUCCUACGGCAUCUAUACACGCGUCUCCAACUACCUGCAGUGGAUCCGUCAAACCACCAACACCACGAUACACUGAUGAAGACAUGAACCCUGGGUGCUGAUCAACACGUGCAUUGUUUAUCAAGAGAGCAAACAUGGCUAUUCUUAGGUGAACAAUUGACAAAUAUUAACUAUUAUGGUUAAUAUUUAUUAAAAACAUCAAUAUUAUAUUCAAAAUAAAAGAUAUUUAUAUUAAUUAUGAAGUGCCCGCAAUUUCUUUAAUUAUCCUAAUAAUUGAGCAUCAGCUGCUUCCUGACAUUCUAUACAUAUUAGACUCAGAUCUGAUAUUUUGCACAAGUUGUUCAUUCAGGUAAUGUCCAUCCAUUCAUUCAUUCUUUUUUUCAGCUUAAUCCCUUUAUUAAUCAGGGGUCGCCACAGUGGAAUGAACCGCCAACUUAUCCAGCACAUGUUUUACUUAGCGGAUGCCCUUCCAGCUGCAACCCAUCCCUGGGAAACAUCCAUACACACUCAUACACUACGGACAAUUUAGCCCACCCAAUUCACCUGUACCACAUGUCUUUGGACUGCUGAAGGUUCAAAUCAGCGACCUUCUUGCUGUGAGGUGACAGCACAACCUACUGCGCCACCGUGUCGCCCUGCUUUUUUUAAUGUAUGUAAUGAUUUUGCUCUGAUUAUUCAGGAGGCGUGCAGCUCAUUAUCUCCAUAUUAUUAAUAACAAACACUAGCUUUAAAUGAAUCCAAAAGCAGCCAUUAAAUAUCAGCACAUCCCUGUUUAAAGCUCGUGUUCACAUCUGAUUUUCUGUUGUUUAUAUGCUCUCUGAUGUUUGUUCAUCACUGCCUCUUUAUCAAAUAAAUAAUGCAGUUGUAUUUCAAAA